Marmota monax (woodchuck) is the source of this 6139-nucleotide messenger RNA. RefSeq names its product protogenin (gene Prtg). Gene Ontology annotation, biological process: axon guidance; cell-cell adhesion. Gene Ontology annotation, cellular component: plasma membrane; axon. The coding region runs from base 37 to 3639 and encodes 1200 amino acids. Gene Ontology annotation, molecular function: protein binding. The record is from RefSeq and is a predicted model, not a curated record. Lineage: Eukaryota; Metazoa; Chordata; Mammalia; Rodentia; Sciuridae. The transcript has 20 exons.
GGGCAGCCGGGGAGCAUGCCCGUGUAGCCCUGCUGAAUGGCGCCUUCAGUACGACCCCUCGCCCGGCCGCGGCCGCCGGGGAUGCCGUUCCGCGCGCUCCUGUUCCUGCUGCUCCUCGGCCCCUUUCCAGGAGUGUGGUGCAUUAGCGAACUGUUUUUUAUAAAAGAACCACAGGAUGUAACUGUCACAAGAAAGGACCCAGUCAUUUUAGAUUGCCAGGCUCAUGGAGAAGUUCCUAUUAAGGUCACAUGGUUGAAAAAUGGAGCAAAAGUAUCUGAAAAUAAACGGAUCCAGGUUCUUUCUAACGGCUCUUUAUACAUCAGUGAGGUGGAAGGCAGGAGAGGAGAGCAGUCCGAUGAAGGAUUUUAUCAGUGCUUGGCAAUGAACAAAUAUGGAGCCAUUCUUAGUCAAAAAGCUCAUCUUACCUUAUCAACUAUUUCUGCAUUUGAAGUUCAGCCGAUUUCCACCGAGGUCCCUGAAGGUGGAGUUGCUAGAUUUGCAUGUAAAAUUUCAUCUAAUCCUCCUGCAAUUAUAACAUGGGAAUUUAAUCGGACAACUCUACCUAUAACUAUGGAUAGGAUAACUGCCCUACCAACAGGAGUAUUGCAGAUCUAUGAUGUUGGCCUAAAGGAUGCUGGGAAUUAUCGUUGUGUUGCUGCUGCUGUAGCUCACAGGCGCAAAAGUGUGGAGGCCUCUCUAACUGUGAUUCCAGCAAAGGAGUCUAAAUCCUUCUACACUCCAACCAUUAUAGCAGGUCCACAGAACAUAACAAUGUCUCUUCAUCAGACUGUUGUUUUAGAGUGUAUGGCCACAGGAAAUCCCAAACCAAUCAUUUCUUGGAGCCGUCUUGAUCACAAGUCCAUUGAUGUCUUUAAUACUCGGGUGCUUGGAAAUGGUAAUCUCAUGAUAUCUGAUGUCAAAUUACAACAUGCUGGAGUGUAUGUUUGUCGGGCUACUACCCCUGGCACACGCAACUUUACAGUUGCCAUGGCAACUUUAACUGUAUUAGCACCUCCUUCAUUUGUUGAAUGGCCAGAAAGUUUAACGAGACCUCGAGCUGGCACUGCUCGAUUUGUUUGUCAGGCAGAAGGAAUCCCCUCACCCAAAAUGUCAUGGUUGAAAAAUGGAAGGAAGAUACAUUCAAAUGGUAGAAUUAAAAUGUACAACAGUAAAUUGGUAAUUAAUCAGAUUAUUCCUGAAGAUGAUGCUAUUUAUCAGUGCAUGGCUGAGAAUAGCCAAGGAUCUAUUUUAUCUAGAGCCAGACUGACUGUAGUAAUGUCGGAAGAUAGACCCAGUGCUCCCUAUAAUGUGCAUGCCGAAACCAUGUCAAGUUCAGCCAUCCUUUUAGCUUGGGAGAGGCCACUUUAUAACUCAGACAAGGUCAUUGCUUAUUCCGUGCACUACAUGAAAGCAGAAGGUUUAAAUAAUGAAGAGUAUCAGGUAGUCCUUGGAAAUGAUACAACUCAUUAUAUUAUUGAUGACUUGGAGCCUGCCAGCAAUUAUACUUUCUACAUUGUGGCAUAUAUGCCAAUGGGAGCCAGCCAGAUGUCUGACCAUGUGACCCAGAAUACCCUAGAGGAUGUUCCCCUGAGGCCUCCUGAAAUUAGUUUGACAAGUCGAAGUCCCACUGACAUUCUCGUCUCCUGGCUGCCAAUCCCAGCCAAAUAUCGUCGGGGCCAAGUGGUGCUAUAUCGCUUGUCCUUCCGCCUAAGUACUGAGAAUUCCAUCCAAGUUCUAGAGCUCCCUGGGACCAUGCAUGAGUAUCUUUUGGAAGACCUGAAACCUGAUAGUGUCUAUCUUGUCCGGAUUACUGCUGCCACCCGUGUGGGGCUAGGAGAGUCAUCAGUGUGGACUUCACAUAGAACACCCAAAGCUACAAGUGUGAAAGCCCCUAAGUCUCCAGAGUUACAUUUGGAGCCUCUGAACUGUACCACCAUUUCUGUGAAGUGGCAGCAAGAUUCUGAAGACCCAGCAGCCAUUCAGGGCUACAAGCUGUUCUACAAAGAGGAAGGGCAGCAGGAGAAUGGACCCAUUUUCUUAGAUACCAGUGAUCUUCUGUACACUCUCAGUGGCUUGGACCCCAGAAGAAAAUACCAUGUGAGACUGCUGGCUUACAACAACAUAGAAGAUGGCUACCAGGCUGACCAGACCGUCAGCACACCUGGAUGCGUGUCUGUUCGAGAUCGCAUGGUCCCUCCUCCACCACCACCACACCAUCUCUAUGCGAAGGCUAACACCUCCUCUUCCAUCUUCCUGCACUGGAGGAGGCCAGCGUUCACUACCGCGCAAAUCAUUAACUACACCAUCCGCUGUAACCCUGUUGGCCUACAGAAUGCUUCUUUGGUUCUGUAUCUGCAAACAUCAGAAACUCACAUGUUGGUUCAAGGUCUAGAACCAAACACUAAAUAUGAAUUUGCUGUUCGAUUGCAUGUGGAUCAGCUUUCCAGUCCCUGGAGCCCUGUAGUCUAUCAUUCCACACUUCCAGAAGCACCAGCAGGCCCACCAGUUGGAGUUAAAGUGACAUUAAUAGAAGAUGACACUGCCCUGGUUUCCUGGAAACCCCCUGAUGGCCCGGAGACAGUUGUGACACGCUAUACUAUCUUGUAUGCCUCCAGGAAGGCCUGGAUUGCAGGAGAGUGGCAGGUUCUACACCGAGAAGGGGCAAUAACUAUGGCAUUGCUAGAAAACCUGGUGGCAGGAAAUGUAUACAUUGUCAAGAUAUCAGCAUCCAAUGAGGUGGGAGAAGGACCCUUUUCAAAUUCUGUAGAGCUGGCAGUACUUCCCAAGGAAACUUCUGAAUCAAAUCAGAGGCCCAAGCGUUUGGAUUCUGCUGAUGCCAAAGUUUAUUCAGGCUAUUACCAUCUGGACCAGAAGUCAAUGACAGGCAUUGCCGUGGGUGUUGGCAUAGCCUUGACCUGCAUCCUCAUCUGUGUGCUCAUCUUGAUAUACCGAAGUAAAGCCAGGAAAUCAUCUGCUUCCAAGACAGCACAGAAUGGAACUCAACAGUUGUCUCGUACCAGUGCCUCCUUAGCUAGUGGAAAUGAAGUAGGAAAGAACCUGGAAAGAGCUAUAGAAAAUGAAGACUCCUUAAUGCCAAUGAUUAUGCCAAACAACUUCAUUGAUGCAAAGGGAGGAACUGACCUGAUAAUUAAUAGCUAUGGUCCAAUAAUUAAAAACAACUCUAAGAGAAAAUGGCUUUUUUUCCAAAACUCUAAGAAGAUAAAAGUUGAGCAGCCUCAAAGAAGAUUCACUCAAGCUGUCUGCUUUUACCAGCCAGGCACUACCGUGUUAAUCAGUGAUGAAGAUUCCCCCAGCUCCCCAGGCCAGACAGCCAACUUCCCGAGACCCUUUGGUGUUGCAGCUGACACUGAGCAUUCAGCGAAUAGUGAAGGCAGCCAUGAGACUGGGGAUUCCGGAAGGUUCUCCCAUGAGUCCAAUGAUGAGAUACACCUGUCCUCCGUUAUAAGUACCACACCCCCAACCUCUGAUUGCCUUGCUGGCAGUGAUUCAGGUGGGGGGCCCCCGAUGAGGAAGUGUGAAGACCCCGCAGUGCCACAGGUUGCUGAGCAGACUUCCUCUUCAGCUCCACAGCCACCAUCUGCUGUACUAUGCUUUGAUAAAAAUGAGUUUCCAAUCUAGACAGCCAUGCUCAGGUAUUCUCAUCUAAAAGAAGUCUGUUCGAAGGACAAUGAACAGGGAGCCAAAGCCUUUUAUGAAAAUCUUGAUGUCUUAUUGGGUAUCUCAGCCUGUUUUGAAUGUCUUUUUUUUUUUUAACUCAUGUAUUUUGAAUGUUUUAUCGUCAGCAAUGUGAAAGAGGACAGUCAAGAUAUUUGACUAGAUUAUAAAAUAUAUAUCACUGGAGCAAAGGGAAGACUUUUAAAAGCCCCUUUGCUGAAUAUCUACCUCAGUUUGCCCAGUGGCAAACUCUGAAGACAACUUUGUCACCCCCUUGUUAUAGUUUGUCUCAGCUACAUAGCCAAUGAUACUUCCUAGUAGCAUUUUGUUUUCAUUGCUGUAUGUGUAAUGUAUGUGAUCAAAGGAGUCAUACAGGUAGAUGAGUACGAAUGUUUAUCUGAAGCUCUGAUUUUUUUAAUAAUUAUGACACCUUCAUGUUUUGAGUAAUUUAACACCUCUGUCUGUGAGGACUAAUAAGAAAGAUGUGGGACUAUUUAAUUUAAUGAACAACCAAAGCAAAUGCAUCUCUUUUGAGAAUAGAACUGUUUCAGUAGCAUAUAUGGGUUAAUAUUGUUUAAAAGGCUGUUGUUACGUUUGGGGCAUUAGAGUCUGAGUACUUUAUCAGCUACCUUCCACACCUCAGCCUCCUCUAGCUGUGCCUUUUCUACCUUCCCAUUUGCCUGACAGUUGGCCAAAGGCUGCACUUUCUAGUUUGCAAAGCAUACUCAACUUUUCCAGUAUUAGCUAUAAAAUCCCAUGCAGAAGAGAAUGGGUCUUUUUUUCCCUGCCCUCAAAAAUCUCAGUUUAUCUUAAAGGGAUGAAGAAAUUUCAUAAAAUAUUAAGAAUGAAGAUAAGUUAACAGUGGACAAUAUGAACUUAAGUUAUCAUGGUAACUGUGCCUUCCAGUAUAUAUUGUGAAAUUUUUUGCCUUAUACCUUUUUAAUAUUCAUGAAGUUGUUUAGAACAGAAGUACAAAAAGUUGCCUUAAGAGUUUCUUGUAUUUUAUCAGUUAACUAUUUUGACAUACAGUAUCUUACCAAAGGUUUUUUUUUUUUUUUAAUGUAGUUUUUGUUUAGGGAUAAAUAUUCAGAGCUUGACCCACCCAAUUUGUUGUUUUCUUUAGUUCUUAGGAGAAUUUGGUACUCUCUUAAUCUUCCUUCAUUGUCAGUUCUGUGAACGAAGAAUGCAAGAAUGCUAACUCGUGGAGUGAGUUAAUCCUCUUGCUGGUUUGAAAUCAGCAAAUUGUUUACUUAGCCACAUAGAAUAGGCCUUCUCUCAGCCAGGAGACAGUUAUCUAGAUGUGGAGCAGUGGGAAGGGAUAAAAAUAAACAUGAUAUAGAGAGAGGGGGCCCAUAGCCUUUUAAAAAUACUUUUUUCAAAUUUUCUGGAAAUGACUUCUGAGUCUCAUUUUAAAAGGAAUCUUAAUGGGUUUCCCCUUGAAACCUUUUGUUUAUAAAUGGGGCAGGGUCAUGUUAAAUUGUGGUCUAAAAGCAAAGAAUUUUGCUGAAUAAUAGUCCCAGUGUUGUCAUCCUAAUGACUGAUGAUAAACAUCUUCGGGUUUUUGUUUUUUUUUUUUUAAUCCAUGGUUGUGGCCAAGGUGGAUGUGUUCAGAAGCAGACCAACAUGAAGUGCCAGCAGCCAUUUCUGAACUAAAGUCAAAGUCCCCUUUAGUUAUCUAAUAUGGGCUUCAUGGCAAGACGAGAAAUGCAGAGCUUUAGGUGAACAAUCUGAGGCAAGGAAAGAUGCUGCUCCUGCCUUUAUAGCUCCUGUUUUAUACUACCUCCUUUUAAAGUUAUUCUAGUGUUAUUAUUAUUUUUUUUUCCUGUACUCAGGGAACAUUUCGUUACUUUUGAGCUGCCUCAUGGAAGCAUGGGCAAAUUGACAGGGUAUGGUUGGUGUUUUUUAAGUUCAUAAGUAGAAGUAUGUGGGACCAACUUUAUCAGUAUCUAAAAUCAAGGAAUACAAUGAGAUUGUGUUGCUUUUAAACUAAAAAGGCAAACAGAAUCUAAAGAUGAAAUGUACAUCAUAAUUAUGAAGGUGUAUCUAAGACUAUAUGAAUUUGACUGUUAACUGCUUAAAAAGAUGAUCUGAAGGAAUUGGAGGAACUGCUGCCUUUGAGGAAAGUAUUCUGUUUGUUUGGUUACUGAUAAAUAGGUCCUUAGUUACCAUAGAACUUUAGGGUAUAACUAUUUGCUAAUUAUUUACCAGUGCAUUUUUUACCUUUUCAUUUUGUUCUUAUGCAGACUUUUUCAUAAUAAUCCUAUUACCAAAGAAUUUUCAGUAGAAAGUGAAAUUUUGAUUUAAAUUCCCCCCAAAUUGAAUUAGCUAGAAACAUCUAUAAAUAUGAAGCAUAUACAAGUAGUUACUAACCCAGAACAAUAGGGUUUAUAUGGAUUGUUGUAGUAAAAUAGAUUAGUGAUGUUAACUACCUUAUUGUUACCAGAGCAUUUAAAAUAAGUUAUAA